ACUCAGCACCUGCGGGCGGAUGUCCGCUCGCCAGUGCCAAGACCCAAGACCAUGACAAUAACCCCGAUGAUGGAUAAAGAGAAGCAGCUCCUGAUCUGUGAGGCUCAGAGGUUUAACCCCCUGGAGCUGAACAUUUCCUGGAGUUUCUCCAACCUGGAAAAUCAGACGCAGGACACUCUGGUGGAGAACGCGGACGGCACCUACACCAAGAGGUCCACGGUGGGGAUAGCAGAUAUAAUGCGGGAGCGAGAGGUGACCUGCAGCCUGCAGCACAUCUCACUGACCGCUCCGCUCAAUGACACCCUGUAUGUGUCCGACCCCUCUCCCGUCCGCUAUCAUUAUCUGUUCCUUCUCCUGCUCAUCCUCCUGGUUUUGUUUGUGGUUUUCGUGUACCGGAGGCAUCAGAGCCGCAGUAAUGGAAGCAGACCAGCGAUCUGUGUCAGGAAGAGGAGAAGGGAGAACCAAUCCACACAGGACGGAGUCGGUGUGCAUUAUUCCUCCAUCUUCCACGGUGGAGGAGAAACACAGAGGCAGCUGCCCAGAAAGCGAGUCACAGAGGAAGACAGCGCGGAAUACGCUGCUGUGAAAAUAGCGGCGGCCAUUACACCAGACGCUACGACCUACGGACAGAACAUGGAGGAGCCAUUCCUGUCCUACGCCACGUUACGAAUAUCUCCCCCACAGACAGAUAUCACUGCUGUGGUACACAGAGAACCCGGACACCAGCAUCCAGAGCAAACCUACGCACGGGUACAAUGCCGCUGAACGGGUUAUUACAAGAUGGAGA
Spea bombifrons (plains spadefoot toad) is the source of this 787-nucleotide messenger RNA. RefSeq lists its product as uncharacterized. The coding region runs from base 52 to 765 and encodes 237 amino acids. The transcript has 4 exons. NCBI's taxonomy places the organism in Eukaryota, Metazoa, Chordata, Amphibia, Anura, Pelobatidae. The record is from RefSeq and is a predicted model, not a curated record.